Molossus molossus (Pallas's mastiff bat) is the source of this 1827-nucleotide messenger RNA. RefSeq names its product retinal degeneration 3 like (gene RD3L). The record is from RefSeq and is a predicted model, not a curated record. The coding region runs from base 621 to 1217 and encodes 198 amino acids. The transcript has 4 exons. NCBI's taxonomy places the organism in Eukaryota, Metazoa, Chordata, Mammalia, Chiroptera, Molossidae.
CACGCCCCUGAACCGAAAAGCAGCACCAUGAGGCCCAUCCACGCCAGCGUGCUCCCAGACAGGAGAGGACAGUGACCUGGCUUCUAAAUGGCCUCAAAGUUCAGCUGAAGAAUCAAAGCAACAUGGUUAUUUUUAGAGCUCUAGAGGCACAAAAAUACAGCGCUAAACUGUGACCUGCGGCGACACACAGCAGGCGACGCACAGGCGGCCCUGCGCUGGGAGCACAUCUGCCUGCGGUGUUAGCCCCGCAUGUCUCCACCCCCACAUCUGAACGCACGGAGCACGGAACCAGCAGCUGCCAGCAUCUCUCCCCAUGGCUGGGUGACAUUCAAAAGGCAGACAUUAUAUAAUUUGUGAGAUUCAGUAGUAAGUUAUUUUUGUCAUUUCUUCUAGCUUGCUUACCAGGUGAAUUAAUGAGCAUUCUCUCCACAUGAAGAUUUCACAACCUCGUUCCUAACAUAGAAAGUUAUUUAUUUCAAAUGCAGUUUCAGUGGUAAAUACGGGGGCUGGUUCCUGCAGCAGGGGACAGCCAGGAGAAGCAGACCUGCCUGAGUGAAACGCGCCUCAUCACCAAUUCACGCAACAUCACCACAUCGGACCCACACUUACCAGGGCUAAAAAUGCCACUUUUUGGCUGGAUGAAAUGGCCAAAACACUCCGCCUACAAACCCCCACACCGCCCUGGCUCGGAUGCGGUGGCCAAGACGCUGCUCCGGGAGCUGCACUGGCACCUGGAGGAGCGAGAGGCGCUGCUGCAAGAGAUCGGCAGUGAGCAAAGAGGGAGGGAAGCGGGCGUGGAGUACCCCCGGCGGAGAACCUACCAGAAUCCCCACACCACCAUCCCAGCUACUGAGCAAAGGCGACUUGAAGCUCUGUGCUCGCGAGUGCAGCCCUGCCAAACAGGAACCAUUCUCAGCAGAUUUCGAGAAGUUUUGGCAGAAAACAAUGUGCUGCCCUGGGAAAUCAUCUACAUCUUCAAGCAAGUUCUGGAAGACGCCCUGGCUAGCCCUGAGAAAGGUGGGCAGCCGGGGCGCCCCAAUCACCCUACUUGCCCAGAGGACAGUGUCCAGAGUUCAGACAAGGAUGAGAUUCCCACCGUUUCCAGUUACGUGGACAGAAACACGGAGCACAGGCUCCCUGCAAUCUCGCGCAGGACGUGGAACCUGCCGCAUUACUACCCUUCCAGUGAAGGUGCUGGCAGCCGGAGGCGUUUCUAGGCCCACCUGGUGUCGGAUGCUGGGUGCUCAGAAUAAGAAAGGUGAUGUGACUCCACACUUCUCUGUUGCCUGUGGAUGUGUCCUAUGUUUUAGACAGUGUUCCUUUCUCAACCUCUAAAAAUGCAAUGUUUCUUAAAAACUAAAGUGUUUCCUAAAUAUUUUGAAAAACAUGUUUGAAAUAUUUUCUUAUACCUCAAAAUAUCUCACAGGAACUAAGGCAUUUAUUUAGUAGGAAGUUUGAUAACCUUGACUCCGAUUCUGAGAGGAUGCUGCACCAGAACAAAGUAAAUGGCGCGAACCCUCCCUCCUGACACUGCCUCCCUCCAGGGCAUGCUCCCGGCAUGGCACAGGGGGAGACCCUGAGAGGAGACCCAAGGGGAGACCCCAGAGGCAGGAAAAACGGGCAGUGUGAAGAUAAAGCUGCAUCCUAACACAUUCGUUUCCAAUCUCAACUAAAGUAAGGGGAAGUAUGGAAACACUGCUCUGUGUUCUAUCAGUAAGGUUCAACAUCAGCAGCUGCUCCUCUCAAAGAAAGCAAUCCUGAUGUAUACUUGACACCAAUAUUAUGUUUAUUUAAAAUAGCAAAAUAGCACUGGCCAGUGUAGCUCAG